Echinops telfairi (small Madagascar hedgehog) is the source of this 4906-nucleotide messenger RNA. It is a transcript of the gene ATP13A1, whose product is annotated as ATPase 13A1. The record is from RefSeq and is a predicted model, not a curated record. Gene Ontology annotation, biological process: extraction of mislocalized protein from ER membrane; intracellular calcium ion homeostasis. Lineage: Eukaryota; Metazoa; Chordata; Mammalia; Afrosoricida; Tenrecidae. Bases 1444 to 4704 code for a protein of 1086 amino acids. Gene Ontology annotation, molecular function: membrane protein dislocase activity; ATP hydrolysis activity; P-type ion transporter activity. The transcript is spliced from 26 exons. Gene Ontology annotation, cellular component: endoplasmic reticulum membrane.
GGGCCCUGAGCGCGGGGUCCUAUUUCUUUGGCUCAGGCGUCUUGGCCCUCCUGUGACCUGCUGUGCCACCCUGGUGCAGGUUGCUUCCUCUGGUGUGGGCAUUCAGACUGACCAGCGAUGCACUUGCAAACGAGUCUGACCCUGAGCUGGCGUCCCUGGCCGUUUGGGUAGCACUUGUUAGUGGGAACUGUCCACGUUCACUUGGAAACGGUUCAGCCUUCCGUUAACAGAAUGUGAGGCAGGCCGAGUCGGGUGGCAUCCAGGCCGUUUUAAGGUGGGCACCCGUGCCCAUGGUCAGAGCUGAGCAGUAGUGCCCGGUGAGCACAGGCCCGGGUGAUCGACAUCUAAAAGGAGCAGGAGCUGGGUGGAUGUGUGGGUGGUGGGUCACUGCUCAGUGUGCUUCUCUGGGAGACCCUCGGCCCCCACUGUGAGCCGUCCUGAGUUGCAGUUGACAUCUGAUGACUGUGCUGCCAGCCAUCUGGUCCUGCCUCAGGUGACACCUGCAGGCUUGGAGCCAGGGGCACUGUCUCUGAGGGCACUCCCUGUGUCUCCUUCCUGCAGACACUUUCCAGGGUGAGUGUGCUGGGAACCAGGAAGGGGGAGCAUGUGCCUGCCUCAGCUUCCCUCUUCUGAGUUGUAGACGCCCAUCCCACUCUUGCCCACAAGUCUCAUCCCCAGGGAGGGUCUCACCCUUCUGGGCUUGGCAGCUUUCACUGUGUACAGCGGAAGACCCCAGGAGGGGACAAGAUGAUAGAGGGAUCUACCCCAGAUAACGCAGCUGCGUCUUAUGCACCUCAUUUCGAUUGACAAGAACCAAUGAAGGAAGCGUGGGACAUUAGUCCUGUAGAGUUAACAGUCUUGUAAACCUCACAGGGCAGUUCUGUCCUGUCUACAGGGCCUCUGAGUUGGCAUCAACUCGAUGGCCAUGACUGUGUGUAUGUGUUGGCCUAGCAAUUGUGAUGGUGUACUUCUCUCUGGGGUUGGGUGUACCGUGGGGUCAGGAGAGGCAGCCUGGACUGUGCCACCACUCAUGCAGGGAUGCUUCUCCCCGGGUUUCAGUGUCGCCGCCUGUAACAGGAGAACCCCAACACCUCCCUCGGGUGCCACUGAUGACAUCGAGGUGAUGUCUGGGAGGCCUUGGCACCGGCUGGCACUUUGUACCAGAGCUUGUAGCUGUGACUGUCUUCAGUUCCUGUCACUCUGGCCUUUGGACUCCCCAAGGGGAAGGGCUUGUUCUCACAGUCACCGCUCAAGCCCCCACCUGGCAUGGGGCCAAUAAAUAGCCGUUUGAAGUGCUGGGGGGAAUCAGCAGCGAGCGUACAACUCAACCCCACCCCACAUCUGGAGCCAGUGGGGCAUGAGGAAGUCACCCUGGACCACGGGAGAGCAACUUCCCAAGCAGAGGAUGCUGGGACUCUUCGCAGGGAGUAGCCAUGCGGACACAUGUGCCAGCAGAUGGAGCAUGCGGGCCUAGAAGGGGCCCUUGAAUAUGACCCCAGCAAAGCAACGCUUGUGAAGGUGGUGCCCACCCCCAACAAUGGCUCCACUGAGCUUGUGGCUCUGCGCCGGGAUGAGGAUGAAGAAGGGCGAGAGGUGCUGUCCUUCGAGUUCCAGAAAAUCACGUAUUCCUACGACGGCCUGGAAAAGAAGCAGUUCCUCCCAGUGGCCUUUCCCGUGGGGCACACCUUCGCCUACUACCAGGGCAGCAGGGGCUUCCAGGAGGAGGCAGAGAUCCGGGCAGCCGAGAAGAAGUACGGCAGCAACGAGGCUGAGAUGGUGGUGCCCGACUUCUCGGAGCUCUUCAAGGAGAGGGCCACGGCCCCUUUCUUCGUGUUCCAGGUGCUUUGCGUGGGGCUCUGGUGUCUGGAUGAGUACUGGUACUACAGCGUCUUCACCCUGUCCAUGCUGAUGGCGUUCGAGGCCUCGCUGGUGCAGCAGCAAAUCCGGAACAUGUCCGAGAUCCGAAAGAUGGGCAACAAGCCCCACAUGAUCCAGGUCUAUCGGAGCCGCAAGUGGAGGCCUGUUGCCAGCGACAAGGUGGUUCCUGGGGACAUCGUCUCUAUUGGCCGCUCCCCCCAGGAGAACCUGGUGCCCUGUGACGUGCUGCUGCUUCGAGGUCGCUGCAUCGUGGACGAGGCCAUGCUCACCGGGGAGUCGGUGCCACAGAUGAAGGAGCCCAUCGAAGAACUGGACCCCCAACGGGUGCUGGACCUCCAGGCUGACUCCCGGCUGCACAUCAUCUUUGGAGGCACCAAGGUGGUGCAGCAUAUACCCCCUCAGAAGGCCACCACGGGCCUAAAGCCUGUUGACAAUGGGUGCGUUGCUUUCGUCCUGAGGACUGGAUUCAACACAUCCCAGGGCAGACUGCUGCGGACCAUCCUCUUUGGGGUCAAGAGAGUGACUGCUAACAACCUGGAGACCUUCAUCUUCAUCCUCUUCCUUCUGGUCUUUGCCAUUGCGGCAGCCGCCUAUGUGUGGAUUGAAGGGACCAAGGACCCCAGCCGGAACCGCUACAAGCUCUUCCUGGAGUGCACCCUGAUCCUCACCUCCGUCGUGCCCCCGGAACUGCCCAUCGAGCUGUCCCUCGCUGUCAACACCUCCCUCAUCGCUCUGGCCAAGCUCUACAUGUACUGCACGGAGCCCUUCCGGAUCCCCUUCGCUGGCAAGGUCGAGGUGUGCUGCUUUGACAAGACAGGCACCCUAACCAGCGACAGCCUGGUGGUGCGAGGCGUGGCAGGCCUCCGAGACGGGAAGGAGGUGACCCCCGUGUCCAAUAUCCCCGUAGAAACGCACCGGGCCCUGGCCUCAUGCCACUCCCUCGUGCAGCUUGACGACGGGACGCUUGUUGGCGACCCCCUGGAAAAAGCCAUGCUGACGGCUGUGGACUGGACCCUGACCAAGGAUGAGAAAGUAUUUCCCCGAAGUAUAAAAACUCAGGGGCUGAAAAUUCACCAGCGCUUUCAUUUUGCCAGUGCCCUAAAGCGAAUGUCUGUGCUCGCCUCCUACGAGAAGCUCGGCUCCACCGACCUCUGCUACAUUGCAGCCGUGAAGGGGGCCCCCGAAACCCUGCAUUCCAUGUUUUCCCAGUGUCCAGCCGACUACCACCACAUCCACACCGAGAUCUCCCGGGAAGGCGCCCGUGUGCUGGCACUGGGGUACAAGGAGCUGGGGCACCUCACCCACCAGCAGGCCCGAGAGGUCAAGCGGGAGGCGCUGGAGUGCGACCUGAGGUUCGUCGGCUUCAUCGUGGUGUCCUGCCCGCUCAAGGCCGACUCCAGGGCCGUGAUCCGUGAGAUCCAGAAUGCUUCUCACCACGUGGUCAUGAUCACAGGCGACAACCCUCUCACCGCGUGCCACGUGGCACAAGAGCUUCAUUUCAUUGACAAGGCGCACACGCUGAUCCUGCAACCUCCCACAGAGAGGGGUCAGCCAUGCCAGUGGCAUUCCAUCGAUGGCAGCAUCAUGCUGCCACUGGCCAAAGGCUCCCCGAGGCUGCUGGCCCAGGAGCACGCGCUGUGCCUCACGGGGGACAGCCUGGCCCACCUGCAGACAGCAGACCCCCAGCAGCUGCUGUGUCUCAUCCCCCACGUGCAGGUGUUCGCCCGAGUGGCCCCCAAGCAGAAGGAGUUCGUUGUCACCAGCCUGAAGGAGUUGGGCUACGUGACCCUCAUGUGUGGGGACGGCACUAACGAUGUGGGUGCCCUGAAACAUGCCGAUGUGGGUGUGGCGCUCCUGGCCAACGCCCCUGAGCGGGUGGUCGAGCGGCGGCGGCGGCCCCCCCGGGAUGGUCCCAAUAUGAGUAGUGGUGUCCGGGGCUCUUCACGGGGGGCCAGGCAGAGGUUGGGGCUCCCACCCCCAGAGGACCAGUCCGCCUCUCAGCGGGAUCGCCUGAGCCAGGUGUUGCGGGACAUUGAGGACGAGAGCAUGCCCAUCGUGAAGCUGGGGGAUGCCAGCAUCGCCGCUCCGUUCACCUCCAAGCUCUCGUCCAUCCAGUGCAUCUGCCACGUGAUCAAGCAGGGUCGCUGCACUCUGGUGACAACCUUGCAGAUGUUCAAGAUCCUGGCGCUCAACGCCCUCAUCCUGGCCUACAGCCAGAGCGUCCUCUAUCUGGAGGGUGUCAAGUUCAGCGACUUCCAGGCCACACUGCAGGGCCUGCUGCUGGCCGGCUGCUUCCUCUUCAUCUCCCGCUCCAAGCCCCUGAAGACCCUGUCCCGUGAGCGGCCGCUGCCCAACAUCUUCAACCUGUACACGGUGCUCACAGUGAUGCUGCAGUUCCUCGUGCACUUCCUGAGCCUCGUCUACCUGUAUAGCCAGGCCCAGGCCCGGAGCCCCCCAAAGCAGGAGCAGUUUGUGGACCUGUACAAGGAAUUCGAGCCCAGCCUGGUCAACAGCACCGUGUACAUCAUGGCCAUGGCCAUGCAGACUGCCACCUUUGCCAUCAACUACAGGGGCCCCCCCUUCAUGGAGAGCCUGCCUGAGAACAAGCCCCUGGUGUGGAGCCUGGCCGCGUCCAUCCUGGCCAUUGCCGGCCUGCUGCUCGGCUCCUCCCCUGACCUCAACAGCCAGUUUGGCCUGGUGGAUAUCCCUGUGGAGUUCAAGCUGGUCAUCGCCCUGGUCCUGUUCCUGGACUUCUGCCUGGCGUUCCUGGUGGACUCCAUCCUGCAAUUCUUCCUGGGGGCCCCAAAGCUGAAAGUGCCUUCCUGAGAUGGCGGUGCCAGCACCACUGCCCACCAACCCUGCCUGGGGGAGGGAGCCUCCAAGGGAGCCCAGCCCCGUGGAUUGGCCAGCCACCUCGCCCACCAUGCCAAGCUGGGCCCUGAUCAAGCGCCCAUCAGUGGUCCGUCCAGCAGAACCAGCCCCAGGCCAGCACCUUCAGUCAAUAAAGCAGCAUUGUGAUUUUAAGAAA